Galeopterus variegatus (Sunda flying lemur) is the source of this 5344-nucleotide messenger RNA. It is a transcript of the gene TRPM1, whose product is annotated as transient receptor potential cation channel, subfamily M, member 1. The transcript has 27 exons. NCBI's taxonomy places the organism in Eukaryota, Metazoa, Chordata, Mammalia, Dermoptera, Cynocephalidae. Gene Ontology annotation, biological process: calcium ion transport into cytosol; protein tetramerization. The record is from RefSeq and is a predicted model, not a curated record. The coding region runs from base 46 to 5004 and encodes 1652 amino acids. Gene Ontology annotation, cellular component: membrane. Gene Ontology annotation, molecular function: calcium channel activity.
CCCCUGUAGCAGGCCCAGCCACACCGGGAUGCAGGAGGCUGGCUCAUGGGCUCCCUGAGGAAGAUGAGCAGCUCCUUCAAGCGGGGCUCGCUCAAGAGCUCCACGUCGGGGUCCCAGAAGGGUCAGAAAGUUUGGAUAGAGAAAACCUUUUGCAAACGGGAAUGUAUCUUUGUAAUUCCCAGCACGAAAGACCCUAACAGGUGUUGCUGUGGCCAGCUUACCAACCAGCAUAUUCCCCCUCUGCCGAGUGUAACACCCAGCAAAAAUGGAGAGGAAAACAAACUGGCAGAGACCCAGCCCGAAAAGUGGUCUGUCGGCAAACACACCCAGAGCUACCCAACAGAUUCCUAUGGGAUUCUCGAAUUCCAGGGUGGUGGCUACUCCAAUAAAGCCAUGUAUAUCCGUGUGUCCUAUGACACCAAGCCAGAUUCGCUGCUCCAUCUCAUGGUGAAAGACUGGCAGCUGGAACUCCCCAAGCUCCUAAUUUCCGUGCAUGGAGGCCUUCAGAACUUUGAGAUGCAGCCCAAGCUGAAGCAGGUCUUUGGGAAAGGCCUGAUCAAGGCUGCCAUGACCACGGGGGCCUGGAUCUUCACUGGGGGCAUCAGCACAGGUGUCAUCAGCCAUGUGGGGGAUGCCUUGAAAGACCACUCUUCCAAGUCCAGAGGCCGAAUCUGUGCUAUAGGAAUUGCUCCAUGGGGCAUCGUGGAGAAUAAGGAAGACCUGGUUGGAAAGGAUGUAACAAGAGUGUACCAGACCAUGUCCAACCCUCUCAGUAAGCUCUCUGUGCUCAACAACUCGCACACGCACUUCAUCCUGGCUGACAACGGCACCCUGGGCAAAUACGGUGCUGAGGUAAAGCUGCGGAGGCAGCUGGAGAAGCACAUCUCUCUGCAGAAGAUCAACACGAGACUGGGGCAGGGGGUGCCCCUCGUGGGCCUCGUGGUGGAAGGGGGCCCCAACGUGGUCUCCGUGGUCUUGGAAUACCUCCGAGAAGACCCUCCAGUCCCUGUGGUGGUUUGUGACGGCAGCGGACGUGCCUCAGACAUCCUAUCCUUUGCACACAAGUACUGCGAAGAAGGCGGGAUAAUAAAUGAGUCCCUCAGGGACCAGCUUCUAGUCACCAUUCAGAAAACGUUUAAUUACAACAAGACACAGUCACAUCAGCUGUUUGCAAUUAUAAUGGAGUGCAUGAAGAAGAAAGAACUUGUCACCGUGUUCAGAAUGGGUUCUGAGGGUCAGCAAGACAUUGAGAUGGCCAUUUUAACUGCCCUGCUGAAAGGAACAAAUGUAUCGGCUCCAGAUCAGCUGAGCUUGGCCCUGGCUUGGAACCGCGUUGACAUAGCUCGAAGCCAGAUCUUUGUCUUUGGGCCCCACUGGCCGCCCCUGGGAAGCCUGGCCCCACCGACAGAUAGCAAAGCUACGGAGAAGGAGAAGAAGCCACCCACAACAACCACCAAGGCGGGGAGAGGGAAAGCAAAAGGAAAGAAGAAAGGGAAAGUGAAAGAGGAAGUGGAAGAAGAAACAGACCCCCGGAAGAUCGAGCUGCUGAACUGGGUGAAUGCUUUGGAGCAAGCGAUGCUGGAUGCUUUAGUCUUAGAUCGUGUGGACUUCGUGAAGCUCUUGAUCGAAAACGGAGUGAACAUGCAGCACUUUCUCACCAUCCCGAGGCUGGAGGAGCUCUACAACACGAGACUGGGUCCACCAAACACACUUCAUUUGCUGGUGAGGGAUGUAAAAAAGAGCAACCUUCCGCCUGACUACCACAUCAGCCUCAUAGACAUAGGGCUCGUGCUGGAGUACCUCAUGGGAGGCGCCUACCGCUGCAACUACACGCGGAAAAGCUUUCGCACCCUCUACAACAACUUAUUUGGACCAAAGAGGCCUAAAGCUCUUAAACUUCUGGGAAUGGAAGAUGAUGAGCCUCCAGCCAAAGGGAAGAAAAAGAAAAAGAAGAAAAAGGAGGAGGAGAUUGACAUAGACGUGGAUGACCCCGCGGUGAGCCGGUUCCAGUACCCCUUCCACGAGCUGAUGGUGUGGGCCGUGCUGAUGAAACGGCAGAAGAUGGCAGUCUUCCUCUGGCAGCGGGGGGAGGAGUGCAUGGCCAAGGCCCUGGUGGCCUGUAAGCUCUACAAGGCCAUGGCCCACGAGUCCUCCGAGAGUGAGCUGGUGGACGACAUCUCCCAGGAUCUGGACAACAACUCCAAAGACUUUGGCCAACUUGCCGUGGAGCUGUUAGAUCAGUCCUACAAGCAUGACGAGCAGAUCGCCAUGAAACUUCUGACCUAUGAGCUGAAAAACUGGAGCAACUCGACCUGCCUCAAGCUGGCUGUGGCAGCCAAGCACCGGGACUUUAUCGCUCACACCUGCAGCCAGAUGCUACUGACUGACAUGUGGAUGGGGAGGCUGCGAAUGAGGAAAAACCCUGGCCUGAAGGUCAUCAUGGGGAUUCUUCUUCCCCCGACCAUCUUGUUUUUGGAAUUUCGCACAUACGAUGAUUUAUCAUACCAAACAUCCAAGGAAAAUGAAGAUGGCAAAGAAAAGGAAGAGGAGAAUAUGGACACAAAUGCAGAUGCUAGCUCCAGGAAGGGCGACGAGGAGAAUGAGCACAAAAAGCAGAGAAGCAUCCCUAUUGGGACAAAGAUCUGCGAAUUCUACAAUGCUCCCAUCGUCAAGUUCUGGUUUUACACGAUAUCAUACUUGGGCUACCUACUGCUAUUUAACUAUGUUAUCCUGGUGCGAAUGGAUGGAUGGCCAUCUCUCCAGGAGUGGAUCGUCAUCUCCUACAUCGUGAGCCUGGCGUUAGAGAAAAUACGAGAGAUCCUCAUGUCAGAACCAGGCAAACUCAGCCAGAAAAUAAAAGUCUGGCUUCAAGAGUACUGGAACAUCACGGACCUCGUGGCCAUUUCCACGUUCAUGAUUGGAGCAAUCCUUCGCCUGCAGAACCAGCCAUAUAUGGGCUAUGGCCGAGUGAUCUACUGUGUAGAUAUCAUCUUCUGGUACAUUCGUGUGCUGGACAUCUUUGGUGUCAACAAGUAUCUGGGGCCCUACGUGAUGAUGAUUGGAAAGAUGAUGAUCGACAUGUUGUAUUUUGUGGUCAUCAUGCUGGUCGUGCUGAUGAGCUUUGGAGUAGCCCGUCAAGCCAUUUUGCACCCAGAGGAGAAGCCUUCUUGGAAACUGGCCCGAAACAUCUUCUACAUGCCCUACUGGAUGAUCUAUGGAGAGGUGUUUGCAGACCAGAUAGACCUCUACGCCAUGGAAAUUAAUCCUCCUUGUGGUGAAAACCUGUACGACGAGGAGGGCAAGCGGCUUCCCCCGUGCAUCCCGGGCGCCUGGCUCACGCCCGCCCUUAUGGCGUGCUACCUGCUGGUGGCCAACAUCCUUCUGGUGAACCUGCUCAUUGCUGUUUUCAACAAUACCUUCUUUGAAGUAAAGUCAAUAUCCAAUCAAGUGUGGAAGUUCCAGCGAUAUCAACUGAUCAUGACAUUUCAUGACAGGCCAGUCCUGCCCCCGCCAAUGAUCAUUUUAAGCCACAUGUAUAUAAUCAUUAUGCGUCUCAGUGGUCGCUGCAGGAAAAAAAGAGAAGGGGACCAAGAGGAACGGGACCGUGGAUUGAAGCUGUUCCUCAGCGACGAGGAGCUGAAGCGGCUGCACGAGUUCGAGGAGCAGUGCGUGCAGGAGCACUUUCGGGAGAAGGAGGACGAGCAGCAGUCGUCCAGCGACGAGCGCAUCCGCGUCACCUGCGAGAGAGUUGAAAACAUGUCAAUGAGGUUGGAAGAAAUCAAUGAAAGAGAAAAUUUUAUGAAAACUUCCCUACAGACUGUCGACCUGCGACUUUCUCAGAUGGAAGAAUUAUCUAGCAGAAUGGCGAAUGCUCUUGAAAAUCUGGCUGGAAUCGACAAGUCUGACCUGAUACAGGCCCGGUCCCGAGCUUCAUCCGAAUGUGACGUGACCUAUCUCCUCAGGCGGAGCAGCAUCAACAGCACCGACGGCUACAGCAUGUACCGGUAUCAUUUCAACGGAGAGGAGUUAUUGUUUGAGGAUACUUCUCUCUCCAUGCCACCAGGGACAGGAUUCAGGAAAAAAACCUGUUCCUUCCGUAUGAAGGAAGAAAAGGACGCGAAAACGCAUCUGGCCCCAGCACGCCAGGACAGCCUGCACCUGUCGCCCAGCGCAAGCGCCCCGACGUCACCCGACCGCGGCCGCCUGGCGGUGGAAGACCUGCAGAGCUCUGCGGGGCCCAAACUCGGUCCAGACGUCGAGAUCUCAACCGAAGACGAGGAACGGCAGGCCGGCUCUAAAAAAGAAGAAACUGGUUCCCCGAGUUUAAAUCAAACAGAAGUUAUGCACGGACAGAACAAAUCAGAUUUUCAAAACACUCAGCUCACAGUGCAAACGACCAAGAUAGAAGGCACUAUUUCCUAUCCCCUGGAGGAAACCAAAAUGACACGCUCUUACCCUGAUGAAACGUUCCAUGCUUUCAAAAGAAUGAAGUCCAGAAGCUUUGUCUAUUCCCAGGGAAGAAAGCUGGUGGGUGGGGUCGACGACUGGCACACCGAGUGCAGCUCGGUCACGGGCGCAGUUGAGCAGUGGACGGCAGAAUGGAGAUGCCAGGUUCAAAAAGUCACACGUUCUCGCAGCACCGACAUCCCUUCCUUCGUGUCGGAAGUUGCCGUGCAAGCGGAGCAGACGGAACGAUUUGCGGAUACCGAAGAUGAAAACUGUGUUUCUAGAACACUCCCCCAACUCUCUCGUUUAUCCCUCGCUGUUACGGACAGAACUGGGAAGGAAAACUUACUGUCUGUGAAACCAGAGCAAACUUUGGGAUUCCCAUCUCUAAGGUCAAAAAGUUUACACGGCCAUCCUAGUAAUGUUAAAUCCAUUCAGGGCAAGUUAGACAGAUCCGGACACGCCAGCAGUGUAAGUAACCUAGGAGUUGUGUCCGGAAUCACAACGCCAGAAUACAAGGUUAAGCAAGAGAAAACUUCCACAGAAACCGAGUGCUAACCUGCUUUGUUUCUUUGAUUUUUUUAAAACCAUCAGAACUGGUUAUCUAAGCAUCAUAAAUUACUGACAAUGUUUUAAUUAAAAAUGUUUGGAAAUUCGGACUUAAUUUAAAACCUAAUGCACUAAACUUAAAGUAGUAUUUUGUUACGUAUGUUAGUAAACGUAGUUUUUUUUAGUUGGAGUAGGAUCUAAGGAAAGUGACAAUACUCCAACCAAGAUAAAUUAGUUAAUCAGUAUGCAAGAUUAUACAAUCUGUUCAUUCCUGAGGGCCACCAACUAGCCUAAGAAAUGUCUUUGGGCAUCGACAUCAUCAUCAAGUCACUUAAGGAGUAAGAAACUA